AUGGCGGGCCGCAUCCCCGUCGUGCGGGCAGACCCCGCGCAGGGGCAGGGCACAGGAGAAAACGGCGACGGGUUGCAGAUGCGGUCGAAGGGCCUGCUGCCCGCGCUUGGCGUCGGCGGUGCCGUGUACCUGAUCACGGGGGUCGUGUCGAUGGGCACGCUCGCCAUGGUGGGCAUAGGGGCCGGAGUGGGCUACGGCGUGGGGACGUGGCUCAGCGACCAGUACCAGAAGAAGAAGAGCGAGCAGGAGGCCAGGGAGGGGCGCGGGCGCGGGCACCAGCAGCCCAUGCAGCUGCCGGAGGAGCUGCAGGUGUCCGUGAUGCAGUGGCAGACCUACCUUCAGCAGCGGGCCGCGGGCGCGGAGGCCCAGUUACAGCAGCCUGAGCUCGAGGCACUCUUCGCCGAGUUCGCCCAGGUUGAGCCCAUCCACGCCAGGAGAACGUUCAGAUUGUGCAGGGCCUGGUCAGCGGCAAUUCCUCCGGAGGCGUGGCUGCCGAGGUGUGAGGAGGCGGAGAGGCCCUCUGCCUCGGAGCCGCGCGGCGUCGGCCCGGGUGAUUCGCCGGCCGCUCCGGCCGCCUCCUGCCGAAGCUCGUCGCGCGCAGUGCGUGCCCCGGCGCCCGCCCUCUGCGGCCGUCCUCCGCCUCUCCCCCCCCCUCUCGCGCCGCAACGGGCCACUCGUAGUGAGCCUCGCCCGGGCUGCGAGAGUGCGCGUGCGGAACUUCUCACCUCGCCUCUGCCUCUGCCGCGCGGCGGAAGAGCUGCGUGCGGGGCGCCCUGGCCUGUCAAGGAGGUGUCUACCUACGUGCACCCCCGCGGGGCCCUGGGAGCGGCGCAGCGCGAGGCCGCGCGGCGGAGUGCCCUUGAGGCCUCUGAGCACUGGCCCGACCUAUCAUUGGUUUCGUGA
Messenger RNA from Prorocentrum cordatum, 903 nucleotides. NCBI's taxonomy places the organism in Eukaryota, Dinophyceae, Prorocentrales, Prorocentraceae. The record is from the annotation of a GenBank genome assembly.